Molecule: messenger RNA, 708 nt
Organism: Paramecium sonneborni
Lineage: Eukaryota; Ciliophora; Oligohymenophorea; Peniculida; Parameciidae
Source: the annotation of a GenBank genome assembly
CAAAUGGAUUAUAAGUUUGAUUAGAGAUAGAAAUAGUUCAGGAUUUCUAAUGCUGGUUAGAAAGCCCAAACAUUAGUACCCAGAUAAAUAAGAGAGGAUAGUUUAAAACCAUAGCAAUAACAAUAAAUGCAAAAAAUAGUUGUUAAUAAUGAUGAUAAACUAAAAAGGGUUAUUUUAAAUUAUUAUUUUUCAAUAGGAAAAUGAAUAACUCAAAUCUGAACUUUUGGCAUUUAAAGAAUAAUAUAAAGUUUUAUAAGAGGAAUAUAAAAAAUUACAAUCUAAAUAUCUCAAUCUUUAAUCGUAAGUGAGGGGACCAACUUAAGAGAUGCUGAUGGUUCAUGAAUUACAAAGAUAACUUAGAUAAUAAUAAUACUAUGAGUUUAUACAGGAAGCAAUGAUGCCUCAAUAAUAAUUCUAAACAGAUGGGAUGACAUAUGAAGAAUUAUUAGAAUUAUAAGAGAAAAUUGGGCAUGUUUCUAAAGGGCUAUCAAAAGAGGAAAUAAAAAGAAUUCCAAAGAGAAAAGUAAUUCAUAAAUAAAAAGACCCGUAAUACUUAAUUAAAUCUUUAGAUGCACUAUAUGCUACAAUGAUAUUGAAAAAAAUGAAAAAGUUCGAGAAUUAAAGUGUAGACAUCAAUAUCAUUCUAAGUGUAUAAAAAAAUGGCUUCUCAGUUAAAAGAAAUGUCCAAUCUGCUAAUUAGAAGUAUGA